Molecule: messenger RNA, 4457 nt
Organism: Limulus polyphemus (Atlantic horseshoe crab)
Lineage: Eukaryota; Metazoa; Arthropoda; Merostomata; Xiphosura; Limulidae
Product: 14-3-3 protein epsilon-like
Exons: 5
Coding region: 226-1011 (261 amino acids)
Biological process (GO): signal transduction
Cellular component (GO): cytoplasm
Source: RefSeq, a predicted model, not a curated record
UGAUCAGUACAUGCACACUGGUAGUGGCAUGGUGAUUGACCAUUAAGGAACGUUGUUGGUUUCUGUAUAGUUAGGUCUAAGGAGGUGUUUUGCGCAAGUGUACCUGCCUUUUGUUGAGGAGAUUUGUACUAAUUGGACUGUUACAAUAUUAAACUGUUAAGAUAUUGUUCAUUCUGUUUAAUUAUUAACCUUAAGUGACAAAUAACUCGUUUGGAUUAUUUAAAAAUGACGGAGAGAGAAGAUAACGUGUAUGAAGCCAAAUUAGCCGAACAAGCGGAGCGUUAUGACGAAAUGGUAGAAGCUAUGAAGAAAGUGGCAUCCCUUGACAAUGAACUUACUGUAGAGGAGAGGAACCUACUCUCUGUUGCCUACAAGAAUGUUAUUGGAGCAAGGCGAGCUUCUUGGAGGAUAAUUAGUAGUAUUGAGCAGAAGGAAGAGAACAAAGGCAAUGAAGGAAAACUUGAAAUGAUUCGUCAGUAUCGUAUAAAGGUAGAGAAUGAACUCCGUGACAUUUGUCAGGAUAUUUUAGAUGUUCUUGAUAAACACCUUGUUCCUGUAGCUAAUACAGGAGAAUCCAAAGUCUUUUACUACAAAAUGAAAGGGGAUUAUCACCGUUAUCUUGCUGAAUUUGCUGCAGGAAAUGAUAAGAAAGAAGCUGCUGAGAACAGUCUACUAGCUUACAAAUCUGCCAGUGAUAUUGCCAAUAGUGAGUUGCCAUCAACUCAUCCAAUUCGGUUGGGUCUUGCCCUUAACUUCUCUGUAUUUUACUAUGAGAUCCUUAAUUCGCCUGAUAGGGCAUGUCGACUGGCUAAAGCUGCAUUUGAUGAUGCUAUAGCAGAGCUGGACACACUUAGUGAAGAGAGUUACAAAGAUUCAACUUUAAUUAUGCAGUUGCUGCGGGAUAACCUUACCUUGUGGACAUCAGACAUGCAGCAUGAUGGAGAAGGAGAAAAUGAACAACAGUCAAAAAAAGAGGAGGUCCAGGAUGUUGAAGAACAAGAUGUUUCAUAAGUCAUAUUUCAGUGUAUGUCUAGAUCUGUUGAAAAUUACUCAUUAACCUAAAUAUAAAAUGCAGAUUUGUAAUCAUUUUAAUUAUUUUAAUUUUCAUGUUCAAGUAAGGCCUGAUCUUGUGGAUAACCAAUAGGAGAGUAUCCUUUAAUUGCUCUUUGUAGCUCCAUUUUGGCAUGUUCUUUCCUACAUGUUAUACUCAUGUGUUAACCUUCAGCCAUGUUUCUUUAGAGCACUGUUGGAAUGUCAACAAAAGAAUAUAAAUUUUUAAGUUUCUUUUUUUAAUUGUAUCAUUGUAACUUGCACCAUUUAAAUUUCAUUCUUAUUGAGAAGUGCUGUCAAAACUUAUUGUGCACUUUGUCAUAUAAAGUGUGUUGAUGGAAACAUUACAAAAUAUAUUGUGAUUUAUUUCGGUGGUUAUUUUUUAUUCAUUUCAAAAUUUUUGUCAAAGUGCCUUGCUUCUCUUGGACAAAAUUUUAGUUCAAAAACUGUUUAUUUUUUAUGUAAAUUUAAGUUUAAUGAAUAAAUUUUUGAAAUAGAUUUAACUGAUCUCGUGGAGAUCAGACCUUGUGUUAAUAAAGGAGUAACCAAAAUGUAAACUGUGUUUAGAUAAAUAGUUCUAAUAAUCACACUGAGAAACUAACAUUUAAUAAAUACAUAAAUAGUUAUAAAAAUCAAUUUUUAAAGAAAUAAGAUAAAGUUUAAUAGCUUUAUAAACAACAAAUUUAAAAUCUGUUAUAGUGACAUUUAAUUUAAUUUUACUCAUCAGGCUGUGUUAUAUUUCAGUGCAAAGAACUGCAUGCUUAUUAGCAUACAAAUGCUUUUGAUAAUUAUACUGUAACAAAGAAAUGAAGGAAAAGCUAGGAGUUGGAAAUGAAACAUUCAGUUAAAAAUAUUAAUACAAAAUACAAGUAUUGGGAAGUAAGAUUUAUCAUCAGUGUUAUUUCAUAAGAUUUCACGAUGUGGGUGUUCUGAUUUGGGAUAUAACUUAGCUUGGCAUGGAUGUAGGUAAGAAACAAAUAAUACAGUCUGUCAAAAUAGAUUAUCCUCAUGUUGGGAUGAAAAUUUUACUGGGGGUUUUAUUGUAUAAGUACAUUUGACUAUAUAUAUAAUUGAGUAAUGGAAAUCAUGUCACUUUAUCUUAGGUUGAGCUGUGUCUAUGUCAUAGCUAUUUGCGGCAGUAGUUAUAAUAGUAACCCGAUAAUUCUUUAAAUUAACAAGUAAAAAAAAUGUCAUCAGUAAUUCGUGUUAUUUCAAUAAAAGAAAAUUUGUAUUGGACAUUUGCUAAUUUUAGAGAUGUACAAAUCAAACAAGGAAAUGAACUGGAUGUAGUUGUAUACAUCACUUUUUUUUGUUAGGAUACAGUAUUAAAUUUUACUGUAGCAGUAGAGUGUUGAUAAUUUGACACAGAAGUAGUGUCAUGGGAGUACUGACUGUUGCAAUUUUACACAUGGUGUAUAAUACAAGAGACAACAUUGUCAGAACCUUUUAUUUGCUCUGACAUCUGAUAAUAGUUUUUUUUAUAUGCAUAUUUUUUGUACAAUUUCUCUUUCAAACAGCCUACUUCCUCUGUUACCAGUAUCAUAAGAAUGGUACAUUCAGUAAUUGUUCUCACACCUCUAAUAGAACCGACUCACUGAAUAGAUAAUGAGGCAUGAUUUAACUGGCAGGAAUUUUUACACUUAGCUCAGCUACAUUGUAUAUUAUAACUUGUAUUUUCUCUUUUAUAACAGUUUUAAUGAAGAAAAGUUAUGGAAUUCAAGCAUUUUAUUUUCCUGUGAUUUCUAAUGCAAAAUAUAAAUUGUUCUACCUUAAGAAAAAUAUUUUGCACCCUUUCCUCGAAUAAACCAGAAGAUUCUGUCAUGAUGCUAUAAAACCUAGAGAUUAAAGGAAACAAGAAGAAACAUUUCUCAUUACUGAGUAAUUUUAAAUUUCUUGUCAUGCUCAUGUCAUUUAGAUAAACUGGAACUUCCAUGAUGGAAAUAGUCUUUAUUCUCAGUGUGUUUAUUUCUAGACAUAAACCAUUACAAUGUUGGUUUGGUCAUUUGACAUGUAGCAAUUAUUUUAAUGGCUCUGUUAGAAAUAGCAUUCUGCUUGAGACAAACCAAAAAUAGGUUUUUACUGAAAACAUCUUUGCAAGAUCAAAUUUCUGAAGUACUGUAUACAUAAUGAAUCCUCUGUGAAAAUAGUGUUUACACAGAGAGCUUCUUCUUUAACCAAUUUAUUCAGGGAGGUGUCUUUGUGCUUCUGAACAUCUUUCUUUGUAUCUUGGUGCAAAAUUGGCCAUACAGUUUGUCUGAUAUUAUAUUUAUCUUUUCAAGUUGGCAUUUAUAACAACGGUGCUCUUGGGGAAUUUUUCUGUCAUAACAAAGUAUAUUGAUAUAUUUUACCAAAGUAUUACAAUUUAAAUUCUAUUUCUUGCACUUUAUGAUGAACCAAAUUGUUCCCUUUUAUUCUUAUACACGAUUUUUUUAAGCAUUUGUCAAGUCAAACCCAUGUUAAUAAAAGUUCCUUUUGUAUUGUAUAUUUACAUGCAAAAAACAUUCCUGUCAUCUUGGAACUUUCUCUUCAGCAUAUUUAUACAUUUUCUGUUCAUUUCUCAAAUAAAGAUAUUAGUUAACAAGGAUAGAAUGUACUGAAUAUCGUGUUCUGCUCUCCUCUAGUUCUUAAAAAUUGUGAACUCUUCUUGUGUUGCUGCUAUACACUGUUAUUAAAUUUAUUGAUGUAGAGUUAGUGAUUUGUCUUAGUCAUUGAUAUUUGCAAAAUCUUGUGAGAGAGGUACUAUGCUAAUAAAAUAUUUCUUAUUCUAUGGUGAUGUUGGUUACACAGGCUGUUUGUUCUGGUCACCAACCAAAUAAAACGUUUCCAAAAAAUUCAUGAAAGCUUUUAAUAAUUAGCAUAGUAUUUGUUUCUUAAUUAUCAGAGUUUUCUUACUUUGCUAUGAAAAUUUUCUAAUUUUGUUUGGGAGGAGUGGGGGGGGAAUGGGUACUUGUAUAUUGAUAAGAUGUCCUGGUUAAAUUAUUGUGAUGUGGAAUCAGAAAAUUGUUUCUUUUGCUUACUUUAUAUCUAAAUCUUUUUCUAGCUCUGGCUUAAGAGUUCAUGUUCUGUGUAUACUGUAGGUGGUGUUUUUCUGUGAAUAUGACAGCUUCAAAUACAGUAAAUUCUGUAUACGUCACUAUCUUUCUAUAGAAAAAUCUAUUUGGACAUUUUAGCCACCACCAUUGUUAGAAAUAAUAAAUUACUUCUAGUUUAGUCAUGUCACAUUGCAUGCAUUAGUCUCCCUUUCUAGAAAUGUGCUGCUAGAAUUAAUCUAUUGGAAGAUAGUCACAAACCAUUUCAUUUGUUUUCAUGUAAUUGUUUUUUUGCCAGUAUUCUCACAUAAUGGCAUAUUUUUUAGCAAAAUUCUUGCUGUUAAUUGUCAUUCUUGAAUAAAUAAUUAGUCAACUAAA